Messenger RNA from Manis pentadactyla (Chinese pangolin), 4282 nucleotides. It is a transcript of the gene NOMO2, whose product is annotated as NODAL modulator 2. Bases 98 to 3766 code for a protein of 1222 amino acids. The record is from RefSeq and is a predicted model, not a curated record. The transcript is spliced from 31 exons. Gene Ontology annotation, cellular component: endoplasmic reticulum membrane. NCBI's taxonomy places the organism in Eukaryota, Metazoa, Chordata, Mammalia, Pholidota, Manidae. Gene Ontology annotation, molecular function: carbohydrate binding.
CUGUCGGCAGCACGCAGAGGAGGAAGCAGCGGGCAGCGUGUAGAGUGAGGGGCGGGACCGGCAGGCCUGCGGAGGGUCCGGCGGCAGAGGCCGGGCCAUGCGGAUGUGCUGGGGGUUAGGGCUGCCGGGGCCCGCGUGGGUGGUCGCCACCGAGGUGCUGCUCCUGAGCUGCGUGGGGCUGGCGCGCGCCUCCGAAGACAUCGUGGUGGGCUGCGGGGGCUUCGUCAAGUCGGAUGUGGAGAUCAACUACUCGCUCAUCGAGAUAAAGUUAUACACCAAGCAUGGGACUUUGAAAUACCAAACUGACUGUGCCCCUAACAAUGGUUACUUUAUGAUCCCCUUGUAUGAUAAGGGAGAUUUCAUUCUGAAGAUUGAGCCUCCCCUAGGGUGGAGUUUUGAGCCAACAAACGUGGAGCUAUAUGUGGAUGGCGUCAACGACAUCUGCACAAAGGGCGGGGACAUCAACUUUGUGUUCACAGGGUUCUCUGUGAAUGGAAAGGUUCUCAGCAAAGGGCAGUCCCUGGGUCCUGCAGGAGUUCAGGUGUCUCUGAGGAACACGGGGACCGAUGCCAAGAUCCAGUCCACAGUCACACAGCCUGGUGGAAAGUUUUCGUUUUUUAAAGUUCUUCCUGGAGAUUAUGAAAUCCUUGCAACUCAUCCAACGUGGGCCUUGAAAGAGGCGAGCACCACUGUGCGAGUCACGAACUCCAACGCCAAUACCGCCAGUCCCCUUGUGGUGGCUGGUUACAACGUGUCAGGCUCUGUCCGCAGUGAUGGGGAGCCCAUGAAAGGGGUGAAGUUUCUUCUCUUCUCUUCUUCAGUAGCCAAAGAGGAUGUCCUGGGCUGCAACAUAUCCCCAGCGCCAGGGUUCCAGCCCCAGGAGGAGAGCCUGGUGUAUUUGUGCUAUGUGGUCUCGAAAGAAGAUGGCUCCUUCUCCUUCUCUUCCUUGCCAAGUGGGGGCUACACUGUGAUUCCCUUCUAUCGAGGGGAGAGGAUUACCUUUGAUGUUGCUCCUUCUAGACUUGACUUUACAGUGGAACACGACAGCCUGAAAAUUGAGCCCGUGUUCCACGUCAUGGGAUUCUCUGUCACUGGGAGGGUGUUGAAUGGACCUGAAGGAGAAGGUGUCCCAGAAGCAGUGGUCACUCUGAACAACCAAAUCAAAGUUAAAACAAAAGCUGAUGGCUCAUUCCGUCUAGAGAAUAUAACAACUGGGACAUACACCAUCCAUGCUCAGAAAGAGCACCUCUACUUCGAAACUGUUACAAUCAAAAUUGCACCCAACACGCCUCAGCUGGCUGACAUCAUCGCAACAGGGUUCAGUGUCUGUGGCCAGAUAUCGAUCACUCGCUUCCCUGACACUGUCAAGCAGAUGAGUAAAUACAAAGUUGUCCUGUCGUCUCAAGACAAGGACAAGUCUUUGGUCACCGUGGAGACAGAUGUUCAUGGAUCAUUUUGUUUUAAAGCAAAACCAGGGGCCUACAAAGUCCAGGUAAUGGUUCCAGAGGCAGAGACCAGAGCAGGGCUCACGUUGAAGCCCCAGACAUUUUCCCUUGCUGUGACUGACAGGCCUGUGAUGGACGUGGCCUUUGUACAGUUUUUGGCAUCGGUUUCUGGGAAGGUCUCUUGUUUGGACACCUGCGGUGACCUGCUGGUGACCCUACAGUCCCUGAGCCGCCAGGGCGAGAAGCGGAGCCUGCAGCUUUCUGGCAAGGUCAACUCAAUGACUUUCACAUUUGACAACGUGCUUCCUGGAAAAUACAAAAUAAGCAUCAUGCAUGAAGACUGGUGCUGGAAGAACAAGAGCCUGGAGGUUGAAGUCCUGGAGGAUGACGUGUCAGUGAUUGAGUUCAGGCAGACGGGCUAUAUGUUGAGAUGUUCCCUCUCUCAUGCCAUCACUCUGGAAUUUUAUCAGGAUGGAAAUGGACCCGAGAACGUGGGGAUUUAUAACCUCUCCAAAGGAGUCAACCGAUUCUGCCUGUCCAAGCCUGGUGUGUACAAGGUGACCCCUCGUUCCUGCCACCGGUUUGAGCAAGCAUUCUACACCUAUGACACGUCUUCACCCAGCAUCUUGACGUUGACAGCCAUUCGCCAUCAUGUCCUUGGAACCAUCACCACUGACAAAAUGAUGGAUGUCACUGUGACUAUCAAAUCUUCCAUUGACAGUGAACCCGCCUUGGUCCUAGGCCCCCUGAAGUCUGUGCAGGAGCUGCGGAGGGAGCAGCAGCUGGCUGAGAUCGAGAGCCGCAGGCAGGAGAGGGAGAAGAACGGCCAGGAAGAGGGUGGAGAAGGAAGGACCAAACCCCUUGUGCAAGAGAUGGUGGAUGAGUUGCAAGGCCCCUUCUCCUACGACUUCUCAUACUGGGCACGGUCUGGAGAGAAAAUCACUGUCACACCCUCAUCAAAAGAGCUGCUUUUUUAUCCCCCAUCCAUGGAGGCCACGGUCAGCGGAGAAAGCUGCCCAGGAAAGCUGAUCGAGAUCCAUGGGAAAGCAGGCUUAUUUCUAGAAGGCCAGAUCCACCCAGAGUUGGAAGGAGUGGAGAUUGUCAUCAGUGAGAAAGGGGCGAGUUCACCCCUGAUCACUGUCUUCACUGAUGACAAGGGUGCCUAUAGUGUUGGGCCCCUGCACAGUGAACUGGAAUAUACUGUAUCCUCACAGAAGGAGGGCUACAUCUUGACUGCUGUGGAAGGAACUAUAGGAGACUUUAAGGCUUAUGCCUUAGCAGGCAUAAGCUUCGAGAUAAAAGCUGAAGAUGACCAGCCCCUCCCUGGGGUCCUCUUAUCCCUCAGCGGUGGUGUGUUCCGUUCCAACCUCUUGACUCAGGACAAUGGCAUUCUGACAUUCUCAAACCUGAGCCCCGGUCAGUAUUACUUCAAGCCCAUGAUGAAGGAAUUCCGGUUUGAGCCAUCCUCACAGAUGAUCGAGGUGCAGGAGGGACAGAACUUAAAGAUCACUGUCACCGGGUACCGGACGGCUUACAGUUGCUAUGGUACAGUUUCUUCCUUGAAUGGAGAGCCAGAACAGGGUGUCGCCGUGGAAGCAGUGGGACAGAAUGACUGUAGCAUUUACGGAGAGGACACUGUGACAGAUGAAGAGGGAAAGUUCAGAUUACGUGGAUUGCUGCCGGGAUGUGUGUACCACGUUCAGCUCAAGGCGGAAGGCAACGAUCACAUUGAACGGGCCCUCCCCCACCACCGGGUAAUUGCGGUUGGGAAUAAUGACAUCGAUGACAUUAACAUCAUAGUUUUCCGGCAGAUUAAUCAAUUUGAUUUAAGUGGAAACGUGAUCACCUCCUCCGAGUAUCUUCCUACAUUAUGGGUGAAACUGUACAAAAGCGAAAACCUAGACAACCCAAUCCAGACGGUUUCCCUCGGCCAGUCCCUUUUCUUCCACUUCCCGCCCCUGCUCAGAGAUGACCAGAAUUACAUUGUGCUUCUGGACUCCACGCUCCCCAGAUCCCAGUAUGACUAUGUCUUGCCCCAAGUCUCCUUCACAGCAGUGGGCUACCAUAAACAUAUCACCUUGAUUUUCAACCCCACGAGGAAACUUCCUGAGCAAGACAUUGCACAAGGAUCCUACAUUGCCCUGCCUCUGACGCUGCUUGUCCUCUUGGCCGGCUACAACCACGAUAAGCUCAUCCCACUGCUGUUGCAGUUGACAAGUCGGCUGCAGGGUGUCCGUGCACUUGGCCAAACAGCCUCUGACAGUAGCGGCCCAGAAGAUGCAAAGAGACAAGCCAAGAAACAGAAGACAAGGCGGACGUGAGGAGGUAGAGGGGCAGCUGAAAUCUCACUGGACAGGCCACAGCCAAGGCGCUACCACCUGCCCUUGGCAUGAAGCACUCACUCGACUAACUUCCUUCUGCACGUGCUCUUUGUCCCACGCCCCUGUGGGCGCAGCUGCCUGUCCCUGCCCACCCCCCACCCCCAAUCUGGCCCCUUGGUGCAAUGCCAUGAAUGGACCCUCCUGUCACUCUGCUGAGCACAAUUUAUUUUCUGAGUUGAAGAUAAUUUAUUAUUAUUAUUUUUGUCAAAGAUGUAUUUAAGCUGUGCUGGUAGUGUGAGGAUGAAAUUCUUAAUCUUCAGCGUUCAUUUGGAAGAAGAAUUUCGAUAAACAUGGGUCUUGGUUUGCUAAUGAAGAAGUACCUGUUGGAUUUACCUUUUCCCUUAAUUUCCCUCUGCGUCCGAGAUCCGUGCUGCAAAGUGCAGAACCUGCAUCUACUACUAGGAGGGUAUGUUAGGAGGUAAAAAUCAAUAAAAUUGCCCAUUUGUUUGUGUUGUA